Messenger RNA from Dacryopinax primogenitus, 1257 nucleotides. RefSeq lists its product as uncharacterized. The record is from RefSeq and is a predicted model, not a curated record. NCBI's taxonomy places the organism in Eukaryota, Fungi, Basidiomycota, Dacrymycetes, Dacrymycetales, Dacrymycetaceae. The transcript has 7 exons. Bases 1 to 1257 code for a protein of 418 amino acids.
AUGGUGCGCAGGAAACUUUGCACGAUCGUGGCUAUUUUCAAUGCUUUCGCAAUUUUUUUCGCCUCUAUUGGUCGCUUUGGGUACGCAACAUCACACCCUGGUGCCUUCAUCGUCGGCAACCUUUGCAUCGCCGUCCUUGUUCGGAACGAGUGCUUCUUACGGUCUCUUUUCCUUAUCCUUAACACUCUUUUUGCCAAGUGGUCUCCUCUUUGGUGGCGCCUUAGUAUCUCAUCGAUGCUGCAGCACCUGGGGGGUAUUCACUCCGGGUGUGCCUCAUCUGGUCUGGCAUGGAUGAUAUGGAGGACCGUACAGCUCGUUCAACUCUCAGGCUGGUCCGGUCCCGCUGCCAAUGCCUUUGGUAUCAUUACUUGCACAUGUCUCGGCAUUACGUUCUUCGCGGGCUGGCCCGUCGUUCGGAACCGUGCACACAAUGUGUUCGAAAGAUGGCACAGGUUCCUCGGCUGGACCAGUCUGGUCAUGACAUGGGUGUUCUCAAUAGUGGCAACUCAAUUCAAUACCACAACUCGUCAGUGGGAAUACAAUCCAAUGGCUGUGCCACACGCUCAGGAGUUUUGGUUUGUCAUCGGAAUGAGUGUCUGGAUCGUGCUGCCCUGGACUAUGACCAGGCGCGUGCCGAUCGAGAUCGAAAUUGUAAGCCCUUCAUCGACGACAGCAGUCAUUAAGUUCAGACGCGGUAUGCAGCAGGGACUCCUCGGGCGCAUCAGUCACCAUGCCGUCUGGGAAUACCAUUUGUUUGGAUUGAUCUCUGUAAGCCCGAAAGCGGACUGUCACUACAUGAUCUGCGGUGUGCAGGGCGAUUUCACUCGCAGUCUCGUCGAGAAGCGUCCGAAAUAUAUCUGGACACGUGAGCUGAAGAUCCCGCAUGUGUCCAAUACCUCGAGGCUCUACCAGAGGGGUAUCCGUGUCUGCACCGGUACCGGUAUCGGUUCUGGACUUUCGACUAUUAUGCAAAGCCCCAACUGGUUCCUUAUUUGGAUCGGAUCGGACUUCCGCAACACUUUCGGCGACACCAUUGUAGACCUCAUGGAGCAGAAUGUUGGCGAAGAGCGCAGGAUUAUCUGGGAUUCCAAGGCGCGCAAGUCUCGCCCUGAUAUCAUGAAGCUCAUCAAAGAGGCCUACGACUCUUGGGGUGCACAAGUCGUGUUCAUCACUUCGAACUAUCAAGGGAACAUGGAAAUGAUGGAGGGCUGCAAGCGGCUCGGCAUGCCGUGCUAUGGGACUCUCUGGGACUUCUAG